AUGCUCCACACCGCUCGCAUAAUCGCCACAAAACGUUCCGUUCGACCCCUUGCAUCGUUGACUACAGCGCGUCGUUUCUUACAGGCAACCUCGUUCCGACAUGAAGAAAAGACAAUCAAGAUCGCCAACCAAACAGUACCCGCUGAAGCACCAGCUGAUGCCUCGUCUCAAAGCACUAUGGAUCUCUUUGUCAACAUGUUUGAUCGUGGACCGAAUGUUGGCGUGGAAGUUAUUACCAAGGAUGGCUUCGUGCUCUCAAACAAUGUACAGAUACGCAAUCCUCUCGUCUUAUUGAACGGCUCGGCUUUCCUAUGGCAGGUGCCCCAAGAUGCAUUUCAAUUUGACAAGCCUAUUUCACUUGAUGCAUUUAAAAUCUUCGAGGUUGCUUCACCAAAGCCAGAAUUGGUAUUACUCGGUACAGGCAAGAACUUUACACCAAUCCCGCCAUCCAUCCGUGAAUACUUUUAUAAGCUUGGAAUCCAGGUUGAUCAAAUGAACACGAAACAUGCAGCAGCUACGUACAAUGUGCUUGCAGAGGAAGGUCGUCGGGUAGCAGCAGCUUUAUUACCAGUAGAAUCCAAACAAUAA
This is a messenger RNA of Lichtheimia ornata, 588 nucleotides long. RefSeq lists its product as uncharacterized. The record is from RefSeq and is a predicted model, not a curated record. Gene Ontology annotation, cellular component: mitochondrial inner membrane. Gene Ontology annotation, biological process: mitochondrial respiratory chain complex I assembly. The transcript is spliced from 3 exons. NCBI's taxonomy places the organism in Eukaryota, Fungi, Mucoromycota, Mucoromycetes, Mucorales, Lichtheimiaceae. Bases 1 to 588 code for a protein of 195 amino acids.